Messenger RNA from Lathyrus oleraceus (garden pea), 3181 nucleotides. Its product is annotated as calcium-dependent mitochondrial ATP-magnesium/phosphate carrier protein 3. The record is from RefSeq and is a predicted model, not a curated record. Gene Ontology annotation, molecular function: calcium ion binding. The transcript has 6 exons. The coding region runs from base 217 to 1734 and encodes 505 amino acids. Gene Ontology annotation, biological process: transmembrane transport. NCBI's taxonomy places the organism in Eukaryota, Viridiplantae, Streptophyta, Magnoliopsida, Fabales, Fabaceae.
CAAUCAUAAUCUAAAAUUUCCUUUAUCAUAAAAGUACUUGUUAACUCAAUCACAAUCCCAAGCUCUCCUCGUCAAUCUCUCCCCUCUUAAUUACUCUGAUUUUGAUUCUACGAAACCCACUCUUUCAAUUUCAGAUCUAAACCCCAAAUGCUUCAUUGGGUUUUCCUCUCUCAGAAAACCCCAUUCCCAAUUCCUUACUUUUGAAUUUCCGUUAACAUGUCUGGAGCCAUAGACAUGGAUCACGUCGCUUUUUCCAAACCUAAAUCAUCUCCGGCCACUUCUCAGGCCACCGAUCGCGGCCGCGGUAAGAAAACGGCUUCAAUUUCAAUGGAUCAUGUUCUUUUGGCUUUGCGUGAGACUAAAGAAGAAAGGGAUCUUCGUAUUCGGAGUUUGUUCAAUUUCUUUGAUGCUACCGAUGAAGGUUACUUGGAUUAUCCUCAUAUUGAAGCGGGGUUGUCUGCACUUCAGAUACCGCCGGAGUAUAAAUAUGCUAAGGAGCUUUUCAAGGUUUGUGAUGCUGAUAGAGAUGGGAGAAUUGAUUAUCAAGAUUUUAGACGUUAUAUGGAUGAUAAAGAACUUGAACUUUAUAGGAUUUUUCAAGCUAUUGAUGUUGAACAUAAUGGGUGUAUUCUACCUGAAGAACUUUGGGAUGCACUUGUCAAGGCUGGGAUUGAAAUUGAUGAGGUGGAACUUGCACGCUUUGUUGAGCAUGUUGAUAAGGAUAAUAACGGAAUUAUCACUUUUGAAGAAUGGAGAGAUUUUCUUCUACUUUAUCCUCAUGAGGCAACCCUUGAAAAUAUAUAUCAGCAUUGGGAGAGGGUGUGUCUUGUAGACAUUGGAGAACAAGCUGUCAUUCCUGAAGGCAUCAGCAAACAUGUGCACAGGAGCCGAUAUUUUAUCGCCGGGGGAAUAGCAGGAGCUGCUUCUCGCACAGCAACUGCCCCUCUUGAUCGUCUAAAGGUGGUAUUACAAAUUCAGACUGGAAAUGCUUCAAUUAUGCCAGCAGUAAUGAAGAUAUGGCAACGUGACGGUUUAUUAGGGUUUUUCCGAGGUAAUGGUUUGAAUGUUGUGAAGGUUGCACCAGAGAGUGCCAUCAAGUUUUACGCCUACGAAAUGCUGAAAAAUGUAAUUGGAGAUAGUCAAGGGAACAAGUCAGAUAUUGGGACCGCCGGAAGACUUUUUGCAGGUGGCAUGGCUGGUGCCAUUGCGCAGAUUGCUAUAUAUCCUCUGGAUCUAAUCAAAACUAGGUUACAAACUUGUGCCUCUGAAGGUGGAAAGGGUCCUAGGCUUGGAACACUUACCAAAGAUAUAUGGGUCCAAGAGGGACCCCGCGCUUUCUAUAGAGGGCUUGUUCCGUCUCUUCUUGGUAUAAUUCCUUAUGCAGGCAUUGAUCUCACUGCCUAUGACACCUUGAAAGAUUUAUCCAAGAAAUAUAUUAUUUAUGACAGAGAACCUGGUGCUCUAGUACAACUCGGCUGUGGAACGGUUUCGGGAGCUCUUGGAGCUACUUGUGUCUACCCACUGCAGGUUAUUCGCACAAGGUUGCAGGCACAGCCUACAAACACUUCUGGUGCUUACAAUGGAAUGUCUGAUGUUUUUUGGAAAACCCUUAAGGACGAAGGCUAUCGAGGGUUCUACAAGGGACUCAUUCCAAAUCUCCUCAAAGUUGUGCCGGCUGCAAGCAUUACUUAUAUGGUUUAUGAAAAUAUGAAGAAGAGUUUAGAUCUUGAAUAGAGUUUGUUAUAGUUAUUGCCAAUAGCUAAUUUCAAAUGUUGUAUAGGAUGUCAUGAAUUGUUGAUGGUGACAAAAAAAGAGCGAUUAACUAAUCCUGUAGGCACUAUAACAAGUAGUGAUUCUUCGAGGGUGUUAGAACAUGAUUUGUAGUCAGAAAGUUUUUCCCCAUGCUUAUCUGAACUAAAUGAUUGAGAAUUUAGGACUGCGUUCUCUCUAUACUAAUUUAUUAGGCAGUGUCCAAUUGCAUAUGUACUUUGCUGGUUAUUAAUUUCUUAUAGAAAAAAUUGAAUAUAUCAUUAACACAGACAGAUUGGCGCAUGACUUUGUAGUGGUGGAUAUAAUUGAUUGUUGACACUCUUAUGAGGUUUAUGAAACAACAAUAGGUUCAGUGAUUUUUUGCAUAGUAAUAUACAUUGUUACAAGUUGAUCUGUUUGCGACAAUUUUUGUUUUACUGUUGAACUCUAGAUGCAUGUGCAAAGAGCAUUUGUUGAUUUUUUUUUUUGAUUGUUGUGGUGUUUGUAAUCGAAUAAUUGCUUAGAGCUCAGAUCUCUGAUUGCGUGUUUGGAAUUGCGGUAGAUAGUUUAACCUAAGUUCCAAGUUUGUAACACAGUUUUGCCGAAGUUCCAAACACUCACUGAUGUGAGAGUUUGAAAUUCAUUUUUAAAAAGUACUAGACAUCAUGUUGGUAGUUAGGUGAGGUGUAUAAAUGUCAUGAUAGUUUUAGGAUGUACAUGGGUUAUUUGAUUGCAUAAAUAUUCACAUAUAAUAUGCAGUGCACCAUUAUUGUUCAUGACUUUCUAUUGCAGAGUGGAGAUGUUAUGCUCAAGAAUCAUAGACAACAAAUGGACACGCCUUCAUCGCAUAAAUCCGAAAAAUCAUAGACAACAAACAUGUUUACUGUACAAGGUAAAUGUUGACAGUGGAAAACACUUAAGUUUUCUAUGUGACAACAAACUCCUUACCAUUUUAUUCAUGGCUUGCAGCAAAAACAGAGGUAAAAACAUUACAAUACCAGUUACUAUCACUGUUUACGCUGUUUGCCUUAACAGACACAUACUAUCACAGUUAAUAUCAAAUUAACUUGUUUAAAGAAUGAGUGGAAAGAGAAACAAGUACAACACUAAAUAAACAUUGAUUAAAGAUGAAAUUGCAGACUGUGUUUGAUUUGACGCAGUUGUCGGAAUCACCAGUGAGGUGAAGUUGCAGCUUUGUGAAUGGAACCUGGAAGAAAGGCUUUGCCUUCCCUUAGCCUAUAUGAAUUGCCUUUUAGUUUCAUGCUUCUCUCUUCAAAAGGUGAGAAGCAUAAUGUUCAAGAACUGAAUACAUUUGCUUUCAUCCUCUUCAUCUCCUUCUUCCUCCAUAUUCUGGCUUUUACUUGGCUUUUAGAUUAUAUAGAUUUGAUGGCCUCUUGAAUAAAGGACAAUCAACAAUGGGGGAAGGGUUCUU